Molecule: messenger RNA, 1008 nt
Organism: Metschnikowia bicuspidata var. bicuspidata NRRL YB-4993
Lineage: Eukaryota; Fungi; Ascomycota; Pichiomycetes; Serinales; Metschnikowiaceae
Gene: PHO23
Product: Pho23p
Exons: 1
Coding region: 1-1008 (335 amino acids)
Biological process (GO): regulation of DNA-templated transcription
Cellular component (GO): nucleus; Rpd3L-Expanded complex; Rpd3L complex
Source: RefSeq, a predicted model, not a curated record
AUGCACUCCGACUUGCCCGCCCGCCCCAAGUCGCAGCGGCUAGCCAACAGAACCAAGGCGGACAAGCCGUUGCAGUACUUCCAGCAGUUCCAGAAACGGGCACAGAACAUCACCAACAUCAACGAUCUCUUGCCCGGGCUCAACGACAUUUCCGACGCGUUUGAGGCCAUGCCCAUGGACUUGUUCAAGUACUUCACGCUCUUGAAGGAAAUCGACGCCAAGUGCAUCAAAACCGUCCCGUUGAUCAACCACAACAUCGGCCAGUACAUCGACCAGCUCCACACAAAGCCCGAGGCCGCGGCGCCGCACGCCCAUAUGACGCGCUUGCAGCGGAUCCGCAAGCAGAUCCACGAGGUGAUCCCGUGCCUCGAAGAGAAGAUGCACGUGACGUCCGUGGCAGCCGACGUCAUGGCAAAGCACAUGUACCGCAUCAACAACGACUACAAGGUGAUCAUCGGCAACAACGAGAUCCCGGAGUCCGUGCGCGUGGGCCCGCUCAACCACCGUGCCUUGAUCCUGGACCCACAGGCUGCGGCAGACGCCGCCAAGAGCGCCCAGUCGCAGAGAUCCGAGACCCGCCGCGAGGCCUUGGCCGCGCGGAAAGCGCACAAGGACCCCGAGGACGAGGACGGCUCCAAGAAGCGCAAGACCAAGGAGCCCACGCCCCUGGAGCCCGCCGCGUCCUCGAGCGGCAACGUCAAGAAGCGCCGCAAGGACAAGGAGCCGGAGAAGGCCGUGGCGCCUGUUGCUGCGGACAAGAAAAAAACAGGCGCCAAGCCCCGGAAGGACCGCGAGCCCGAGCCGGCGUCCCACCCGGGGAGCGCCGGGGCCGAGCCCACCUACUGCUACUGCAACCAGAUCUCCUUUGGCGAGAUGGUUGGCUGUGACGGCGACACCUGCGAACGCGAGUGGUUCCACUUGCCGUGCAUUGGCUUCAAGAACCCUCCCAAAGGCAAAUGGUACUGCGACGACUGUGUUGCCAAGAUGAAGAAAGCGAAGAAGCCGUGA